Molecule: messenger RNA, 2402 nt
Organism: Emericellopsis atlantica
Lineage: Eukaryota; Fungi; Ascomycota; Sordariomycetes; Hypocreales; Bionectriaceae
Product: heterokaryon incompatibility Het-C
Exons: 5
Coding region: 1-2277 (758 amino acids)
Source: RefSeq, a predicted model, not a curated record
AUGGCAUCACUGGGCUGGUCACGAGGCUCCGGCCUGCUUUUGGCCAUCGCCAUUUGCUUAAUUAUACUCCCUGGGAAGGCUGCAGCUUUCGGAGCAGGCAACAUUCCUUCUAUUGCACAAGUUGAAGGACACAACUGGAGACAUGGAGACAUUGAGGAUACAUUGGCUACAAUUGCCUUCCUUCAUGGGAAGAAGUGGUCAUCUUUGGCAAUCAAGCGCGUCUACUUUGGCAACUUCUUGCGCGACUACUCCCAAGCGCUGGACGUUGGCACGCUGAAGAGUGUAAACGCCGAGACUCUCCGCAUCCUUGUCUGGGUUCUCUCCUUUAUGGCCUUUGGAUAUGCUACAGAAGAAUUCGAGGUGACCAGCGAAAGACUUGGCGUUUACCGUGCUGAAGAGCACAUUGACAACCCCCUUGGCUACGCAGAUGGCCUGGAUGCUCGCAAGUUCGAUCAACGCCUACGGGGACCUGUCAUGCCAGUGGAAACUGAAAUUGACAUGAAGACCGGCAUGAAGAAUUAUAUUUGCAACGAGAGUGGAAACUGGCCCACGAGCGCUGGCUAUAUCCGGUACAGCUUUGCACGAUGCAUUCACUUUGGCAGGUUGUACACCAGCGGCUCAGACCGCAAGGGUAAUGAGGACGACCUGAAUGAAGCUCUUCGCUGCCUGGGCCAGGCUUUGCAUUGUCUCGAGGAUUUCAGUGCUCACAGCAACUACACCGAGCUGGCCCUACGAGAGCUCGGUUACCACAACGUCUUCCCCCAUUGCGGAACGCAGACUGAGGUGAAGAUCCAUGGAAAGAGAAUAUACCCGCUCGUCACCGGCACGUUUGGCGCUGUGGACUUCAUUCACAGUGUCAUAGGUGAAGCUACCGAUACCUUCACCCAGACCGAAGUUGACGAAGUCGAUAUCGCAUUGAAGAACGCUGAGAAGGGUGUCAGCAUCAAUCGAAGCGGUGGCGGAGAUGGCUCGAGGGGCUUUCUCGGCAUCGGAGGUAGCAGCUCCAAGAGUCCAGCUGAUUUCAUCGCUUUGGUGGGCAAACUGCCCGGCGUGGGCGAUGGUUUCGCAGCCCAGGCUCGCGAUCUCCAGGCCCAGUCCGAUGCGCAAGAGCGCGAUAAUAGGACGCGAGCAAGUGGUGGCUCCAACCAAAACAUGGUGCCUGGCAUGAGCCCCGACUUUGAUCCCGUCAAGACGGCUGGGCGGAUUUACCCCAUCCUCCAAUUUAGGGACAAGAUUGUUAAGGCCAUAAGUCGAGGCAUCGCCAAGGUUCCUGGCCUCGAGAAGCUGUUGGAACACAUCAGCGAGACACUGACAGCAUUCGUCCUCGGUCUUCUCGCACCUUUUGUCCGGCCCAUCAUCCAGCAGGUCUCCAAGACGCUGAAGGAGGGCUCAUCUGGUCUCAUUUCUGCCAGCGCGCGAUCCCAGCUUGAGCCCUGGGACAAUCCUCGAUGCUCUGACCCAACCCACAGCAUGCUUGCGAAGGAUCACUUUACCAACGUCCUCAAUUCGUGUGCUGGCCGUGUGGCCGUCACUGUCUUGCAAUAUGCCGUCCCGCGCGUCUUGUACGCUUGGGAGAACACACAUGUUCCUGUCGACGAAGUGGUCAAUGAUGUCCUGCGGGCUUUCCACCAUCCAGCUCUGCGCGACGAACGUGUGGACAUUCAGCGCGACAUGUUCAACACCGUCCGCAAAUGGGCCGAUGAGCACCCACGCCGCAACCAGCUCGACCACAUCCUCUCCUCGGGAUCUGUGCGCAACGGCAAGAACCACAUCUUGAACCAGCAGCAGCACGGAUCGAGAGAUGCUCAUGACCACUCUGGUGGGCCAUCGCACUCUCACGGCGCUUUGGAGAGCAUGCUCGGGAAGUUUGGACACGGGAAAGUGGCUGGCUCGCUCUGGAACCAGGUCAAGACUAGGGAUAUGGAUGCUAUGGAUGGCCACGACGACGCACCGAUGCGCAACUCUCCUGUGCCGCCCCCUCAGCAAUUCAACUAUGGCCAGAACCCUGAAUACCAACAGCAAGCACCGCCACCGAGCGGCUACCAUGGGGUCUCUCCCCAGCCAGGUCCAUACGGAUCUGGUUAUGGCGCACCUCCUCCCAUGAACCCAUCUCCUUACGGAUAUGGGGCACCGCCUCCCGGUCCUCCCCUUGGUUACGGUGCGCCGCCUGGGCCUCCUCAACCAAGCUAUGCACCGGGAUACGGCGGACCACCGCCUCCCCAUGGCGGGCACCCGCCACAUGACUGGCAACAGUAUCCCGGACAACGCAGAUACUAACGGCUCGAACCAGAGGAGUCUAUGCAUCAAGAGCUACUGGCUGGAAAAGAUGCUUCUUUAUUGAAGAUUCGUGUUCAUAACCUAAAUGCCAAACCAUAUACAAUUACGCGCAUCUCUUGUGAAUG